Molecule: messenger RNA, 1559 nt
Organism: Rhipicephalus microplus (southern cattle tick)
Lineage: Eukaryota; Metazoa; Arthropoda; Arachnida; Ixodida; Ixodidae
Product: mitochondrial enolase superfamily member 1
Biological process (GO): carbohydrate catabolic process; amino acid catabolic process
Molecular function (GO): L-fuconate dehydratase activity; magnesium ion binding
Source: RefSeq, a predicted model, not a curated record
CACCUGGCGUACAUACUCUCGCGUGGCAAAGCAGCACUGUUCACAAACUGCCCGGGCCUGUUUUAUCGAAUAACGAAAUUCUGCCUCCACGUUCACCACUGUAGAUGCAGUGAGCCCCGACACUGAGCGACGACUGAGGGGACGAAAAAUGGUUGCCGGCCGUGUCACCAAGGUGCACGUUCAUGACGUGCGCUUCCCUACAUCGCUUGGCUAUCACGGUUCUGACGCGAUGCACACAGACCCCGACUACUCCUGUUCCUACGUCGUGAUCAGCACCGACACUGAUUUCCAAGGCUACGGCUUGACUUUCACGAUUGGACGGGGCACCGAAAUAGUGGUGGCCGCAGUGCGCGCGCUCUCCCCACUCGUGGAAGACGUUUCGCUGGAGUCUAUAUACACGAACUUCGGGCAGUUCUGGCGUAAACUGACCAGCGACAGCCAGCUGCGAUGGAUCGGGCCAGAGAAGGGAGUCAUUCAUCUAGCCACUGCGGGAGUUAUCAACGCUCUCUGGGACUUGUGGGGAAAGAUUGAAGGAAAGCCGGUGUGGAAACUGCUGGCGGACAUGAGCCCACAAGAAAUAGUGUCCCUUAUUGAUUUCCGAUACAUUUCUGACCUGCUGACCAAAGAAGAGGCAAUCGGUAUACUUGAGGAAAAGCAACAAGGGAAGGUUCAAAGAGAGAAAGAAUUGUUGGAAAGUGGCUAUCCAGCGUACACAACUGCCUGUGGCUGGCUUGGGUACACUGAUGAAAAGAUCAAACAGCUAUGUCAAGAUGCCCUUAAGGACGGGUUCAAGAGCUUUAAGGUGAAAGUUGGCCGGAACCUUGCCGACGACAAGAGGCGGUUGCAAGUAGUCCGAUCGACGAUUGGCGACAAAUGCAAGCUGAUGGUAGAUGCCAACCAGUACUGGGACGUCAAGGAAGCCAUUUACUGGAUGGAGGAGCUGUCCGGCUUUGGAAUUCACUGGAUCGAGGAGCCGACGUCGCCGGACGACAUUCUUGGCCACGCCACAAUCUCGAAGGCCCUUGCUCCCCUGGGCAUUGGAGUCGCCACGGGUGAGCAGUGCCACAACCGAGUCAUGUUCAAGCAGUUCCUGCAGUCCGGAGCCAUGCAGUUCUGCCAAAUCGACAGCUGCCGACUGGGAGGCGUCAACGAGAUCCUCGCCGUCAUUCUCAUGGCAGCCAAGUGCAAGGUGCCAGUUUGCCCGCAUGCCGGCGGUGUGGGCCUCUGUGAACUAGUCCAACACUUGUCGUUCUGGGACUACAUCGCAGUCUCGGGCACGAAGGACAACCGUGAAAUCGAAUACGUGAGUCACCUGCAUGAGCACUUCAAGACCCCGGUUCACAUACAGAAUGGCUGCUACAUGCCACCACAGGUGCCGGGCUACGGUUGCGAAAUGUGGGAUUCAUCUAUCGCACAAUACAGCUAUCCAAAUGGAUCUUACUGGAGAAAUUUCCCUAGGAUACGCUAAAGGGGUGAGAGCAGUCCACAGACACUAUGUAAUGCUCUGAAGGGUUCAACUAAAUAAAGGUGUGUCAUUCAAGUGAACAUGUUAAAAGGAA